AACCGAUGCGGCAUCUUGGCCUUGGGCGUCAUCAGAGUCAUGUUUAGACGCUGAUUCUGUUUUGUUCUGUUCAAGGCCACAGACGUCCAGAUUUGGAACCAUAAAUUUUUCAUCCUGGUAGCAAGCUGCCCAUUUAAUCCCUUCAACUUUUUAUUACAACUAUCUCAGCAAUGACCACAACAUUGAAGCCGAAUUUCACCUCCCACCUGUGCAGUGUGGAGGUGUGCGAAGUACGAUACAACAUUCGAAUCCUGAAAAUGAAAGACUCGCUGUUUAUUUAUAUCGGUGAAAAUAAGGCGGAGAAUUUUGACGAACUUUCGAUGGCUAUGUUGAUGACGGCAACCAACGAAAUGCUGUCGGUUCAAAUCAUGGGCGAUCCGGUGGGGGCCGGGUCGGAUGAACUGGCACAGAAGCUGGCCAAGAAACUGAAAAAGCAGGUCUACCUGAGUGCAAACGUGCCAAAUGACCGGAUAGUGCGGCCAAUGAUCGAGCAGAAGCUGUUCGAGGAGAUCAACAAUAACUUGGAGUGUUUUUGAUAGAGAAUAUUGUGCGUUGCUUUCGCAAAUGAAGGAAUGGAUGAGUGAUGACGAGAUUUUGAUGCCUAUGUUUUAUGUUUGCUGCUUUGACUUGUUUUUUGCAGAUAGGAAUUAUUCUAUGUGAUUUAUAUGUUUAUGCUCAAAUAAAGUACAUUGAUUGAGCA
Molecule: messenger RNA, 700 nt
Organism: Armigeres subalbatus
Lineage: Eukaryota; Metazoa; Arthropoda; Insecta; Diptera; Culicidae
Exons: 2
Coding region: 171-536 (121 amino acids)
Biological process (GO): proteasome assembly
Source: RefSeq, a predicted model, not a curated record